CUUUUCCAGAUUCCGGCCGAUAUUCAAAGCAUUCUCCAGUUUCCGGGCGAUCUUCAAAGAUUUUCCCAGAUUCCGACUAAUCUUCAUCCUCCUUCGUCAUUUUCUGGGUUUUCAGCCUCCAUUCUUUGAAGAUCAAUGGCGGAUUCUUCAUCUUCACAGCAAUCCCAGCUUUCUCAACAGCCCGCUGCUCGUUCUCGCGUUAACCGAGGUAAAAAAUCCCUCGUUCAUGCUAGCGUUUUUUCACUUAGAGAUUUAUUAAGUGAAUUUGGUCAAGCGUUCCCCAAUUUGCUCCAUUUAGAUGCUUAUAAUUAUCCCACUAAGCUCACCCAAAAAGAUAUUGAUAUUAUGAGCAAGCUGUUUGGAAUUGAACACCCUUACAGGGCCGAGCUCCCAGGCCCAAAUGACCGGGCUUGCUACCCAAAGCCCGGGGCAAUUAGGAUUUACAAAGAGACUUUUUAUGCUGGAUUUAGAUUGCCUCCCCCGAUGUUUGUUUAUAGGCUUUUAGCCGAAGCCCGGGUAUGUCCAACCCAACUCCAGCCCAAUGGCUGGAGGUUCAUAAAUUGUUUUUUGGUCCAGUGCAAGAAGCAUAACUUAGAGCCCAGCGUGGUUGUAUUUAGAUAUCUUUUUAAGUUUGUGAACGCCCCAAAUGACGAAGGCUGGGUCAAAAUCCAAUAUCGGACUUUGGGCCGCAGCAUCUUCGUUUCUGACUCGGCCCCUGAUUCUCUUCCGAAUUGGAAGAAACAAUGGUUUUAUUUAUACAUGGAAGGGGCCGAUUGGGCCGACUACUUUUACUCGGAUUUCAGCCGGGCCGAGGACGGAACGAUGCGGUCCCUUAAGUUGGGGGUCGAGGAAGAGGCUGCAAUUAGGGUUUUAACGGGGGACAACCUCCAUCAUUGCUCGUUGCUUAUCUCGGAGGCCUCCCUCCAGUUACAUGGGCUUAGCGAUUUGGGCCCUGAGGCCCAAGUCGCUUUAGGAAGCAUAUUCAAAAAGCGCGAAACCGCCGCUUCUCAGGCGGUGGUUACCGAAGUGCCUCGCGAGAAGAAGUCGCGAAAGAGGGGGAAGUCCCCGGUUAUCGAGAAGGUUCCGGCCUUCCUAACUCCUCGCGAGGUGACCGUAGAGGAGGACUCAGGCCCCUACGUCGUGGAGUGGGGCCUUCUCAAGAAGGAUACCGUGGUGGGAGAUUCUCGGGCCGCCGCGGAGUGGUCCCGGAACGUGAUUACUCCCCGGGAUCGAGCCCACGUAGUGGAAUCGUCCGAGGAUCUCCAGAUCGAGCUUCUGGGGGCCCAAGCCGUGGCGACGGUCAACACCUACCUCCAAGCUGCGGUUCACAACUUGAAGGCGGUCAGGGCCGAGAAGUCGAUCGCGGAACGUGACCGCGAUCGUUACUUCGAAGCCUCGACCGCUAACUUCGAGCAGUUCCGGAGGGUGGAGGCCGAGCUGGUGGCCGAACAAGAAAAGGUCCGUACUUUGGAGGCGGAGCUGGCAAGGGUUCGGAAGGAGGCGGUGGAGGACUAUAAAAAGUCCCAAGAAUUUGACGACCUCCUGGCCGCGGAGUUCGACACAUCCUUUCCCGAGACCUUCAAAUCUUGCUGGGAAAGGAUCAUAGAGGAACUCGGCUCCCAGAUCGAGGGAGUCACACUGGAACGAUUCCCUGUUCCGAAGCUUCCCGGGGAGGAGACCCCUUCCCCGAUGGCGGUCGAGGAUCUCGGGGAUUCGCAUCCUGUGGACUCCCAAACUUUGGAGAUUCCAACCGAGACUCUCGUGAUCCAAGAUUCCCACUUGGAUGAGAUGGAUCUUGGGAAGGAUGAGGAGGCCCAAGAUGAAGCCCGGGACGAGGCCCAGGAGAAGGAGGCCCGGGAACCUGAAGUCCAGGAGACUGAGAAGGUCCAAGAUGAUGCCUUCGAUGAUGGGCUCCCUUAGGCUAGGUUUAUUUUUCAGCCCUGCGUGGCUUGCUUUUGUAAUUAAUUAUUCGGAUAUUUAUACCCUUCGGGGUUUUAAAUUAAAUAUUUGGAUUCUCUUUUGUCUCGUCCUUUAAUCUCGCGUAUUUAGCAUUCUUUAC
This is a messenger RNA of Daucus carota subsp. sativus, 2059 nucleotides long. RefSeq lists its product as uncharacterized. The record is from RefSeq and is a predicted model, not a curated record. The transcript has 3 exons. The coding region runs from base 136 to 1920 and encodes 594 amino acids. Lineage: Eukaryota; Viridiplantae; Streptophyta; Magnoliopsida; Apiales; Apiaceae.